Rana temporaria (common frog) is the source of this 3789-nucleotide messenger RNA. It is a transcript of the gene ABCB6, whose product is annotated as ATP binding cassette subfamily B member 6 (Langereis blood group). NCBI's taxonomy places the organism in Eukaryota, Metazoa, Chordata, Amphibia, Anura, Ranidae. The record is from RefSeq and is a predicted model, not a curated record. Gene Ontology annotation, biological process: transmembrane transport; heme transport. Bases 234 to 2783 code for a protein of 849 amino acids. Gene Ontology annotation, molecular function: heme binding; ATP hydrolysis activity; ABC-type heme transporter activity. Gene Ontology annotation, cellular component: membrane. The transcript has 20 exons.
ACCGCGGGGACACCGACUGCGGGGAGGGAGCAUGAGACUGACAGGGGACACUGAGACUGCCCGACACAAGGCUUAGAGAGUGCAGAGAGCAGAGUGACAGCCCGAGAUCCACGCUGAGCCGGGGAUCAGAGUGACCGGGAUCCCGGAGGGAGGUGUGUGCGGCAACAGAGAGGAUGAGACUCCACUGACCCCCAUCCUGGGAGAGGACAGGUGCAGUACUGUGAGUUGAGAGAAUGGUGGUGCUGCAGAGCUACUGCGAGCAAAAUGGCAGCGUGUCCCAGGCCUGGCUGGACAGCGGCCUCUCGCCAUGCUUUUAUUUCACCCUGGUCCCGUCUGUGUUGCUCAGCUUCUCUAUCCUCCUGGGAACGGUGCAGUCGGCCUGCUAUGCCCAGCACAGUCGGACGAUGGAGCCCAAGUACAUCCCCAAGUCUCGCCUGUACCGCCUGCAGUUGGCACUGUCCGUGGUGCUGAUCCUACAGGCUCUGGGAGGUCUGAUCUGGCAGGCCGCGGGUGGCGAUGAGCUAUACGGGUACAUGAUUGUGUACGGCUGUCUCUAUGCGGGCGCCUGGGCGUUCAGCCUUUGGCUCCUUCACUUGGAGCGGACGAGGGCCUUGGAUCGAGAGAGGAGCAGGGGCCACGGGGCCGUUCUCCUGCUGUUCUGGGCCCUGGCGUUCGCUGCUGAGAACUUGGCAUUCAUAUCUUGGCAAAGCCCUCGCUGGUGGUGGAAGUCCAUGGACACUUCUGACCAGAAAGUGCAGUUUUCUCUGUGGACUCUGCGCUACAUCUGCACGCUGUUCCUCUUCACCCUGGGAAUUCUCGCCCCUGGACGCCCACGCAAACCGUACAUCAUCCUUAUCAAUGAAGAUGAGAGGGACGUUGAGAAUACACAGCCUCUUUUGAGGAAUGAGAACCAGUCGACAUGGCAGGGUUUCUGGAAGAAGGUGCGCCUCCUCGUUCCGUACCUGUGGCCGCGGAAGAAUGUAUUCCUGCAGCUUCUGGUCGUCCUCUGCAUGGGGCUGAUGGGUCUGGAGCGAGCCAUCAACGUCUUUGUCCCCAUCUUUUAUAAGAAAAUAGUGGACCAGCUGACGGAGGGAUCGGUCUGGCACACGUUGGCUCUCACCGUCUGCAUAUACGUACUGCUCAAGCUGCUGCAAGGAGGAGGAGCGGGUGCAACAGGGUUUGUGAGUAACUUAAGAACCUUCCUAUGGAUCCGGGUCCAGCAGUUCACAAACCGCGAGGUGCAGAUCCGCCUGUUCGCCCACCUGCACUCGCUGUCCUUGCGCUGGCAUCUUGGACGCAAGACGGGGGAGGUGUUGCGUAGUGUGGACAGAGGGACGAGCAGCAUCAACAGUCUACUGAGUUAUAUAGUGUUCAGUAUACUUCCCACCAUUGCCGAUAUUAUCAUUGGGAUCAUCUAUUUCACGUCUUCCUUCAAUGCCUGGUUUGGGUUGAUCAUUUUCGUCUGUAUGACUUUAUAUCUCACUCUCACCAUCAUUAUCACUGAAUGGAGAACGAAAUACCGCCGGGAUAUGAACACCAGAGACAAUGAAGCCAAAUCCCGGGCUGUAGACUCUCUGCUCAACUUCGAAACGGUGAAAUAUUAUAAUGCUGAAGACUAUGAGGUGAACAGAUUCAAUGAUGCCAUCCUGAAAUACCAGGUGUCGGAGUGGAAGGUUAAUGCUACGCUGGCCUUUUUAAAUCAGACCCAGAACCUUAUCAUAGGGCUGGGGCUGUUGGCUGGCUCGUUGCUGUGCGCCUACUUCGUCACUGAAAACAAGUUUAAAGUUGGUGACUAUGUGCUUUUCGGCACCUAUAUCAUCCAACUUUACACACCGCUCAACUGGUUUGGUACCUACUACAGGAUGAUUCAGAAUUCAUUCAUUGAUAUGGAGAACAUGUUUGAUCUCUUCAGUGAAGAGGAGGAGGUAAAGGAUUUGCCGAAUGCCGACCAGCUGAGGUUCCGCACUGGAAAAAUAGAGUUUGAAAAUGUCUAUUUCAGCUAUACAGACGGACGUGAGAUCCUGCGAGAUGUCUCUUUCACUGUGAUGCCGGGGCAGACUGUGGCACUGGUGGGACCCUCAGGGUCGGGAAAAAGCACAAUUAUUCGUCUUCUUUUCCGCUUUUAUGAUGUGAAAGGAGGAAGCAUCCGGAUCGAUGGGCAGGAUAUUACCACAGUUCUGCAAGCCUCUCUUCGCUCCCACAUCGGGGUGGUGCCUCAGGACACAGUGCUGUUUAAUGAUACCAUUCGGAAUAAUAUCCGCUAUGGACGCGUCAGCGCCAGCGAUGAAGAAGUGGAGCAUGCGGCAGCUGCGGCUGAUAUUCAUGAACGGAUACUCUCCUUCCCUGAUGGAUAUGACACACAAGUCGGGGAACGGGGUCUGAAGUUGAGCGGUGGAGAGAAGCAACGAGUCGCCAUUGCACGAACCAUUCUGAAGUCACCACAGAUUGUCCUUCUAGAUGAGGCCACGUCAGCCCUGGAUACUGAAACGGAACGCAACAUCCAAGCUUCUUUGGCCAAAGUUUGUGCCAAUCGCACUACAGUUGUUGUUGCUCAUCGACUCUCCACCGUGAUCAGUGCAGAUCAGAUCCUGGUUGUGAAAGAAGGACAAAUUCUAGAGCGAGGAAGACACGAGGAGCUCCUCUCUAAAGGCGGCAUCUACGCGGGAAUGUGGCAGAAGCAGCAGAGCAAUAAUGAGUGCUCCUCGGACUCCGAUUCCGAGAGGAAAGACAAAAUCUCGGAGAAGCUACAACAGCCCAAGCCAGCCCUAAGGAAACCUCACUAGACGGCAGCGUAAUGCCGCUUUGUGCUGCACGGCAAGCUGUGGACAAUGUUGGGUAGAGAAGAUUGUCCUCCUCGGCAUUCUGUAGGAAGUGAGAGGAUUAAUGGCAGUGAUCACAUCUCCUCCUAUUAGCAGAGGCAGGAAAGGGCCGUGCUGGAACAAAGCUUCUUUCAUAUAACCCAUGUUGGGAAAACGCUGCAGGAACCAUUUUUUCACAUUUAGGAUCUUGCAGGUUUGCCAAACGUGAACUUGGUGUAGCUCUUACAACCAUACCUUCUAGAAUCUGCAAAUCGGCCCAAACACUGGCACCUUUGUGCUCAUUGGCCCAUUGUGGUGAAUGAGGCUGCACAGGGUACUGAUAUUUCAAUUUUUGGUGGGCGUGGGCACUAAAACUGGUUUCUGGAAUCUGACAGACCGGAGAUUCCACUAGUGAUAUUUCCAUGCAGUAAAAUGUGUUUCUUCAAGUACAUCCUCCAAAGAACUUGACCAUCAGCUGGCUUCGAAUGAACAUGUGCUGCAGGGCAAAGUAAUAGGUUCACUUAAAUGCCCAACCGAUCCCCAUCCCUUGCCUAGUUGCUUAUACCCAUUUUUCCGUCACUGUCCCAUUGCUAUAUUUUCACAGUGGAGAAAAGAGAAGAGACGCUUUGUAAUUUAAGUUGGGGUUUGCGGGGAAAAAAUAAAUCAACAUCUCUAUGCUGCGGCUGUCCCACAUCCGCUCUGUGACCGAGAGCUGAGCAAUCACAUGGUUGCUGAUUGCUCAACUCUGUCUGAUCGAGCAGAGCGCAGUUAGUGUUGGUCACCGCUCUCCUCCUCCAGCGCUCACUGGCGUACCCGGCUACAGAAGCGGCGGGAGCAGAUGACUUUGGCUCUCAGCCACGUGUCAGUAAGGCAGCGACUCUGCUCUGUCAGCUGAUAGCAGCCAAUGGCUUUGGCCGUACUUCUCUUUUUAAAGUGGUUGUAAAGGUACCCGUUAAAAAAAAAACAAAAAAAACAUGUCAUACUUCCACUC